GAAACGUUGCGGUUUCUUUCGUACAGCAGGCGGUGUACACGGCGUAGAAUACGUGUUCCUCGACAAGUAAUCGUAAGAUGACGAAAAUGAAGCCAUAUUUUCUCCCAAAAAGACUGGAGAAUCCUCGUAAUUCAACCCACGAAGCUCCCACAGGCAACUGGAUCAAUCCCAGACGAGUUGCAAUUGACAAUGCAAGAUAAUUUCCAUCUUUCUGAGGCUUCUUAUUCCGCGAACAAAUUUGUCAUAAAAUUAUUUGGCUACUUCAUACGUUUUUGAUGCACGAAUAUUUUUCAACCCUUUUUCUCGGAGUUCAUUAACAAUGUCAAAUCUGCAGUAGAAGGGCUAAAUUAUGAUUCAAUCGAGAAUUGCCGCUGACGCCGAAAAUAGGAGAUUUGAAGAGAAGGUAACAGGAGAGUAGGAGUUCACGGGACUAACCUGACAAUUCGACUGAUACCUCUUUGGGUUUCAUGUGCUCCCCAUCAAAUUCUUCAAAAUACCGUCUGAAUAAGCGUGUCCCUACACGAGAUGUAGUACGGUACGUGUACGGCGUACUGCUGCCGGCUGCAUGUUUUUUUGAAGGUUCUUCUUUUUCAUGUCAUUCGUCGGUAUUCAGUGUUUCCACUAAUUACGUUAUAUUCAAUAAUCGCUGAUAUGCUUGAGGCCUCAGGACAAAAUUAAGUGUGUUAAGUUGGUGAAAUUUAUUGGCCGAGACGAAGAAAAGUGAAAUAAGUCGAAUGAAGAGGUUAGGUUCACUGAUAUUUUCCCAUGAUUUUUAAUUUUUGAUAAAUUAGUGAAAGUGCAAUCUUUGGGGGUUUGAGAAGAGGUUAGUAAAUGGAAGAUUUUCUUCUCAGAGAGGUUGAGAGAUUUUCGAUGCAUUGAAGAGAUUGAAACAAAUAAUGAAUUGUGGAACAUGGAGAUCAAGAUAGAGUGGUUUACAGGAUAAUUACAGAGGAAUAGAAUAAAAUUUUUCAAGAGUCAGAAAUUAGCAAAAUUGAAAGAUGGAGUUGGACCAGGCCUGUCCUCGUUGCAAGACAACGAAAUAUAGAAAUCCCUCCUUGAAGUUGAUGGUAAAUGUCUGUGGGCACACUCUCUGUGAGAGCUGUGUGGAUCUCCUCUUCCUGAAAGGUUCAGGAUCAUGUCCAGAAUGUCUGAUUCCCCUUCGCCGUGGCAACUUCCGUGUGCAGAUGUUCGAGGAUGCAAUGGUAGAAAAAGAAGUGGACAUACGCAAAAGAAUCCUCCGAGACUUCAACAAAAAGGAAGACGACUUCGCCACCCUGCGCGACUACAACGACUACCUCGAGGAAAUUGAAACGAUAAUCUACAACCUCUCCAACAAUAUCGAGGUCAUAGAGACCAAUAAGACAAUAGAGCAGUAUAAACGUGACAAUCGCGAGCAGAUUCUCAAGAACAAAAAUAAAAUGGGGAGAACCGAAUCAGAACUCCAAGAGUAUCUCGAGCUCGAGAAGCAACGAGAAGAAGAGAGGAAGCUAGAACUAGCUCGAGAAGAGCUAGAGAUAAAGAAGAAAAAAUUGAGAGAUAAAGAAGCAUUGAUUGACGAGCUCAUGUUUUCCGAGGGGAAUGCCAAGAGUAUCGUCGAAACCUUCCAGUCCUCGAUUCAAGCCUCGAAGGAAACAUCGAAGGCUCCAUCUGCCCCAAGAGCAACUCAAUUCAGUACUGGAAUUAAAUUCGGUCAGUCAGCAGGUCACAACUUCCUCCCAGUUUCCAAGGACGAUGGGCCUCUCUACAGCUAUACCCCCCUGGCUAUGGAGAUCGAUGGCCCAACACCCCCAACACUCAGAGAAAUCACUUCCCAUGGCUACAUCAACCACGUCAGGUCUGAAACCUCUCCUGAACGCGCUGGAGGUUUCAAAGCCACGAUUGCUUGCCUGCGCGCCCUCCAGGAGGCCAUGGCUGGACUCUACCACAAUCCUUCACAGAGGAACGAACCUAUGGCGUUGUGACAUUUAAUUUAUUGUAUUUAAUUGAGUAAUUAUAUCUGUAUCAUAGUUUUUGUACUUUUCAUUCUAUUGAAGAGGAGCUAUAUUUUUUGUGAAUGAUAUUGUUAUCGUGAGAGAAUAAAGUCUUUCCAUGAUAUUAGAACUCAGAACAAA
Messenger RNA from Diachasmimorpha longicaudata, 2111 nucleotides. It is a transcript of the gene Mat1, whose product is annotated as CDK-activating kinase assembly factor MAT1. Gene Ontology annotation, biological process: positive regulation of cyclin-dependent protein serine/threonine kinase activity; nucleotide-excision repair; regulation of transcription by RNA polymerase II. The record is from RefSeq and is a predicted model, not a curated record. Gene Ontology annotation, cellular component: transcription factor TFIIH holo complex. The coding region runs from base 999 to 1961 and encodes 320 amino acids. Lineage: Eukaryota; Metazoa; Arthropoda; Insecta; Hymenoptera; Braconidae. Gene Ontology annotation, molecular function: cyclin-dependent protein serine/threonine kinase activator activity. The transcript is spliced from 4 exons.